Messenger RNA from Saimiri boliviensis boliviensis (Bolivian squirrel monkey), 1288 nucleotides. RefSeq names its product pirin (gene PIR). Gene Ontology annotation, molecular function: quercetin 2,3-dioxygenase activity. The record is from RefSeq and is a predicted model, not a curated record. Lineage: Eukaryota; Metazoa; Chordata; Mammalia; Primates; Cebidae. Gene Ontology annotation, cellular component: nucleus. Gene Ontology annotation, biological process: monocyte differentiation.
CUCCCGCCUCCAGCCUUCUCUAGGCCGCCGGCCGCGAAGCGCUGAGUCAUUGUGAGGCGACUGGACCUGCACUCUCUUAACCUGCCCUCCCUGCAGUCGCUCCCGGAGACUCUCCGCGUCCCAGCCGCCGCUAAGGCUCCAGGUGCCGCUACUGCUGCCCCUCCAUCCUCUACGGCUCAGCAUCAGAACACUCUCUUCUUAGACUCUGAUAUGGGUUCUUCCAAGAAAGUUACUCUCUCAGUGCUCAGCCGGGAACAGUCGGAAGGGGUUGGAGCAAGGGUACGCAGAAGCAUUGGCCGACCGGAGUUAAAAAAUCUGGAUCCAUUUUUACUGUUUGAUGAAUUUAAAGGAGGUAGACCAGGAGGAUUUCCUGAUCAUCCACAUCGAGGUUUUGAAACAGUAUCCUACCUUCUGGAAGGGGGCAGCAUGGCCCAUGAAGACUUCUGUGGACACACUGGUAAACUGAACCCAGGAGAUUUGCAGUGGAUGACUGCAGGCCGGGGCAUUCUGCACGCUGAGAUGCCUUGCUCAGAGGAGCCGGCCCAUGGCCUACAACUGUGGGUUAAUUUGAGGAGCUCAGAGAAGAUGGUGGAGCCUCAGUACCAGGAACUGAAAAGUGAACAAAUCCCUAAACCCAGUAAGGAUGGCGUGACAGUUGCUGUCAUUUCUGGAGAAGCCCUGGGAAUAAAGUCCAAGGUAUACACUCGCACACCAACCUUAUAUUUGGACUUCAAAUUGGACCCAGGAGCAAAACAUUCUCAGCCUAUUCCUAAAGGGUGGACGAGCUUCAUUUACACCAUAUCUGGAGAUGUGUGUAUUGGGCCCGAUGAUGCACAACAAAAAAUAGAACCUCAUCACACAGCAGUGCUUGGGGAAGGUGACAGUGUCCAGGUGGAGAACAAGGAUCCCAAGAGAAGUCACUUUGUCUUAAUUGCUGGAGAGCCAUUAAGAGAACCAGUUGUCCAGCAUGGUCCAUUUGUGAUGAACACCAGUGAAGAGAUUUCUCAGGCCAUUCUUGAUUUCAGAAAUGCAAAAAAUGGGUUUGAAAGGGCCAAAACUUGGAAAUCAAAGAUUGGAAACUAGUGGAGAGCAGAAGAAUAGGUCUCUAUGUGUCCUAGAAUUUUGCCAUUUGUGGCAUCAAGCCAUUCGAGGCAUUCCAUUUCUAAAGCUGAUUUAGCCAGUGCUUCUAAAGAAUUCCACACUAGAGUGAUAAUGUGGUUGUUGUAACAAUAAAUGUAGGAUAUUUCCUGGCACAUGCAAAUAAACCUAAUUAUUGUUUCUUUAAAAA